Ziziphus jujuba (common jujube) is the source of this 2035-nucleotide messenger RNA. RefSeq names its product stomatal closure-related actin-binding protein 3. The transcript has 13 exons. The coding region runs from base 274 to 1749 and encodes 491 amino acids. Gene Ontology annotation, molecular function: actin binding. The record is from RefSeq and is a predicted model, not a curated record. Lineage: Eukaryota; Viridiplantae; Streptophyta; Magnoliopsida; Rosales; Rhamnaceae. Gene Ontology annotation, biological process: actin filament organization; regulation of stomatal movement.
GUUGGGACAGCAGACAGAGAGGGCAGGGGGACACAAGGCUUUUCUUUUCUUUUCUUUCCUUUAGAAAAAGCAUAUACCAGACCAAACCAAACCAAACCAUCCUCCUAGAGAUUCUUCUCCUUCUUCUGCUUCUCCUCCUGGUUUCUCUUCUGUUUUUAACUUCUUCUCUUAUCACAUAUUGCUACCCGACUGCAGGAACAAUCAUCUCCGGCCAUGGACCGCCAUUAGCAUAUAUUUCUACUUUUUGAAAAUAUUAUCUCAGUGUCUCUCCCAAUGACGAAAGUAAGUCCUGAAGUUGAAGAAAAUAUGCAGAUGGAGGCAAUUCUGCCAGUCUCUGUUGAUGUGAGUUUUGCUUCCAACCGGUUUCCCAAGUAUAAACUAGGUGCUGAUAGUCAGAUCCUGGAAGAGUCAAAAGAGGACAAUGAUGGUCCCUCCUUAAAGGAGGUUGUGGAACGGGAAACUUCCCAGCUGUCGGAGCAGCACAAGCGUCUGUCAGUUCGCGACCUUGCCAGUAAAUUUGACAAAAACUUGGCUGCUGCUGCUAAGUUGUCCGAAGAGGCAAAGCUUAGGGAAGUGGCAUCUUUAGAGGGACAUGUUCUUCUUAAGAAGCUCAGAGAUGCAUUGGAACAUUUGAGAGGCCGUUUGUCCGGACGAAAUAAAGAGGACGUGGAGAAGGCUAUCUCUAUGGUGGAAGCUUUAGCAGUUAAGUUGACUCAAAAGGAGGGAGAAUUGAUUCAAGAGAAGUUUGAAGUGAAAAAGUUAGCGAACUUUCUCAAACAGGCUUCUGAAGAUGCUAAAAAAUUGGUGAACCAAGAGAAAUCUUUUGCUUGUGCUGAAAUAGAGAGUGCAAGGGCAGUAGUUCAAAGAUUUGGUGAGGCACUUGAGGAACAAGAAAGAGUUUCCCAAGCUUCUAAGAAGCAGGACGUGGAGGAAUUAAUAGAGGAGGUUCAAGAGGCUAGAAGAAUUAAGUUGUUGCAUCAGCCAAGCAAGGUGAUAGAAAUGGAGCAUGAGCUCCGUGCACUACGAACUCAAAUUAGAGAGAAAUGUUUAUCUUCAGUUAAGCUUCAGAAAGAGCUGGAAUUAAGCAAGUUGGCUGAGGAGAACAAAUUCAGCUUGUACACUUUAAAUGGUUCUGAAACUUUAGGUUCAUAUCUACGAAUCCAACCUUGCUCAGAUAAGGUUCCACCACUUUCAAAAUGUUUGAUUCAGUGGUAUCGCGUCUCAUUAGAGUGCAGCAGGAAUGAAGUUAUUUCAGGUGCUGACAAGUCAGUUUAUGCACCUGAACCUUUUGAUGUUGGUCGAAUCUUACAAGCAGACAUUGUUUCAAAUGGCAAUAAAAUCUCAGUGAUUACUUCUGGUCCUAUUGAUCCUGCUGUAGGACUUGGAAGCUAUGUUGACACGCUUUUGAGAAAAUCUAACUCUGAAUUUAAUGUAGUUAUUUCCCAAGUGAAUGGACAAGAUCAUUCAUCGCAUUCUGUUCAUGUAUUUCAUGUGGGAAAGACGAGAAUGAAGCUUUGUAGAGGAUGGAUUACAAAGGCUAGAGAAAUUUAUUCUUCCUCAAUGCAGUUGUGCGGAUUUAGAGGUGAUGGUAAUACAGCAGCAAAGACAUUGUUUUGGCAAGCAAGAAAGGGGCUCUCAUUUGUAUUAACAUUUGAAUCUGAGCGAGACAGGAAUGCCGCCGUUAUGCUUGCUAGGAAAUACGCUCAUGAUUGCAAUGUGAUGCUUGCUGGACCAGAUGAUCAAGUAUAGAAGAAGUAAAGCUAACUGACUGAGUUUUUACAGAGAAAAAGUGGGAGUAAAAAUGAGGUUUUUGUAGUGUGAGUAAUAUGUAUGUUUGAUUUUGUGUGUGUCAAAAGUGUUAUGAGAGGGAGAAAGUGUUUGUUAUAGUGAUUGGGUUUUUCCACUAAUCUGGGUUGCAUUGUUUUUAGGCAUUGUUUUUGUUUGCCUAAUCAUAUAUAUAUAUAUAUAUAUAUAUAUUUUUUUUUUGUUAACAAGAUAUGUUGAUUUAUGAUUAAUUGGUUCUUUCUUUGUGGCU